AACUCGCGUCACGUGACGCCCGGCCCUUGGUGCCGCGCAUGCGCGGUGGCGCCCGGGCCGGGCCGCGAGCCUGGAGGCCGCUCCCGCGCAGCCGCGAGAGGCCGCAGCCGCUGCCGCCGAAGCGCUCAAGGGGAGCGGCCGCCGCCGCUGCUGCUGCCGCUGCUGCUGCCGUCGCCACCGCCACCGCUGUUGCGGCGAGCGAGCGAGCGAGGAGAAGGAAGACCCAGCGGGGAUGUCGCGACGCAAUGGUGGCGGCGGCAACGAUGCGCACAUGUGGAGCUUCUUGUCGUUCGGAGAUGGCACUUUCGCUGCAGAGGUUGAAAUGCAGCCGGACCUGCAAGGCCUCAAGUCUAGCACAUCAGUCAAGGUGGAAGGAGAUGACGCCGAUGACUCCUGUGUGGGUGGUAGUGAGAGCGACACGUUUUCACAUGCGGUUGACCAACUCGAAGUUGUGGGAGUUUCGGACCAUGAUGUCUUCCACAGAUGUUAAACUCGAGGACGGUGAGAUUGAGGGAAAGUACCUCUCCUUAUCGCACUUCAACUAUUUCCAGGAGACCUUCAGCGACAGCAGUUUAGAGGAUGAACAGCAGGGCCUAGAAUGUGUUGGUAAGAUUGGCGGUGGUGGUGGUGUUGAGGAUCACAUCAUUGAAACCAAUGAAGGGAAAGACUCAGCUGAGUAUCAGCAGCUGCUGGAGAGAGGCGAGGCCUGUGGCGAAGCUCGCCAAGUAAUCCCGAGCCAGGAAGGCAAAACUGGCGACAUUCGGCCGUACCGCUGCACGGACUGCGAGCGCGUGUUCCCGCAGCGCUAUCAGCUCAAGUGCCACGUGCGCGAGCACACCGGAGAAAUGCCGUUCGUGUGCGAGGAGUGCGGCCGCAGCUUCCACACGCUGUCCACCUUCACCGUGCACCGGCGGCGCCACACAGGCGAAAAGCCAUACGCGUGCGAGGUGUGCGGCAAGGCCUUCGUAAGCGUGGCUUGCCUGAGGCUGCACACGCGCACGCACACGGGGGAGCGACCGUACGUGUGCGACGUCUGCGGCCGGGCGUUUGCGCUGAAGUGCGCCCUGACGGUCCACCAGAGGACACACACGGGCAAGAGGCCCUACGUCUGCGAGUUCUGCGGCAAAGCGUUCGUGGUGGCUAGUGCUCUCACGGUCCACCGGCGCAUCCACACCGGAGAGCGGCCGGUGACCUGCCAGCGCUGCGGAGCUGCCUUUGUCAGCUCGUCGGGCCUGGCCAAGCACAUGACGAGUCACACGGGCGAGAAGAAGUUUGUGUGCAAGGAGUGCGGGAAGGCGUUUGCCCGCUCCUCUUAUCUCACCCAGCACGUACGCAUGCACACGGGGGAGAAGCCCUGCGUGUGCUCGCGCUGCGGGAAGGCGUUCAAACAGUAUGCGGGACUCAACUACCACAAGAAGAAGUGCCUCAUCGGUUGUGUUUCUUAAACGGUGACCGCAAGCAAAUAAAGCCGUGCAACUUAUGAUGGGAACCGGCUAAUGGCAGACAAAAAAUAACACGCCUUGCUCCGUUGCAGUUCUGCGUUUUGUUUGUUCCGUCUGUCGUGAAGUUAUUGGGAGCAGGGGACAUUUGCGGUUUCAAUUCCGACACUUUUGUAAUGUCAUUUUGACUGAUUUAAAUGUCUGUAGAUUCCCCAUAAAUAGGGACUAUCUUUAUGUGACUUGGGGUUUACUGCUUAGGACCAUUGCAUCAUGAAGCUGAGUUUCUGUCACUAUUAAAUUCACAAUUAUCUCACGUCACUACGAGUGUUAGUGGCAUUACUUAGAUAUUUAUACAUUUUUGUGGAAUGGCUUCAGCCAUCUAAGUUAAAAGAUGGGAUAUCUCUUUGUUACAAGAGUUCCAAUUGUGUUCUGUUCAUGACUGCACCCAAUGUUUGACUGAAAAUAACGCAGGAUUCAGAUGUUUGGUAUUGAAACGUAUUAUAAACCUCAGAUUCUAUAAACGCGAUUAAUAAGUUAUGCAUGUUAUAAUUCAAUCAUUGAGUGAAUUGGCAAUGGUGGCUCCCAACAAGAGUGAAGUUGCUGCUAAUGCUUUUGUGUUUAUUGAUAUUCAAUAUGUGAUCAUUAAUGAAGUGAUACAAUUUGCAGUGGACUUUACAUGAAAUGCUUUGAACCACAAGUGUAAAAACAUUCAUGUACAUUGGCUAAGAAUUUUAUAUAUAUUUAAAUUGACGCUUCAGUAUUUUUGUAAUAAAUCAUAAAAAAAUGCUUCUUUUGGGAA
Molecule: messenger RNA, 2238 nt
Organism: Petromyzon marinus (sea lamprey)
Lineage: Eukaryota; Metazoa; Chordata; Hyperoartia; Petromyzontiformes; Petromyzontidae
Biological process (GO): regulation of transcription by RNA polymerase II
Cellular component (GO): nucleus
Molecular function (GO): DNA-binding transcription factor activity, RNA polymerase II-specific
Source: RefSeq, a predicted model, not a curated record